Molecule: messenger RNA, 2743 nt
Organism: Cannabis sativa
Lineage: Eukaryota; Viridiplantae; Streptophyta; Magnoliopsida; Rosales; Cannabaceae
Exons: 8
Coding region: 5-1315 (436 amino acids)
Source: RefSeq, a predicted model, not a curated record
CAUUAUGGAUAAUCCACCAUCUGAUGAUGAUUAUGACAAAUGGGGGGAGGCGGUUGGUUUAGACGAUGAUCACACAAAUGCCUUUGGUGACAUGGUUGAUGGACCAACCGAGGUUGGAGCAGGGAAGAAAAAUGUCAGGGGCGCAUGCGUUAAUAAGGUACUUCAAAAGUAUCGGGCUGAAGGUAAAAAAAUGGAGGUUGAGUACAACAUGUGGGGUCAGCCCAUUAAUGAGUCGGGAGACAUACAAGUGAGCACGAAUGGUGCAUAUGUGCGUCGAAACAUCCCUUUAAAGUAUAAUGAUUGGCUUAAAGUGCCAAAAUUCUAUAAAGACAGGCUAUGGAAUUACAUUGAGAGUUCAUUUGAUAUUGGGGGGGAAACUAGAGCUUCUAUCUUAAAAACAGCUGGAGAGUUACUCAAGAGUUGGAGAACAAAAUUAACCAGCCAACUCAUCUACAAAUAUAAAGAUGAAGCCCCUGAACUUCUCGAACAUCCUCCAAAGCAUUAUCUUAGUUGCUAUGACGAGAAGCAAUGGAAGAGUUUUGUUGCUUCCAGAUUAACUCCUGAGUGGGAAAAGAAGAGAGCAAAAGCACAAGCCAUUAGAGCUAAAAAUAUGUACAACCAUAGAACGGGACGGGGUGGUGCGAAAAAGGUCGAGACAGAAAUGGAGAAAGAGUUGGGCCACCAACUCACUGAGUUUGAUAGAUCUGACAUAUGGAUGAGAAUGCACACCAACAAAAAGGGUGAGAUCGAAGGCCCUACCAAGGAGGUCGCUGAUCGAAUUGUUGAAUAUCGCAAGCAAGUUGAGGAGGGCACAUUGGUGGAGGAAGGAAAGAAAGACAUACUCUCGUUAGCCUUGGGGACAGAUGAGCACGCUGGACGUGUUAGAGGGAUGGGACGUGGCGUCACCCAAACCCAAUUUUUCAAGACCCCAUGCCCUAGAAGAAAGAAUGAGAGUAGAGACAAUAGUCGCAUAGCUGAGCUCGAGAGGCGACUUUCUCAGUAUGAGGAACAGAUGAAUGAACUCCUCCAAGCAUUCAGGUCUCAACAAAGUAACACUUGUGGUACUUCUCAUGCAUCUGGUUCAGCUGUUGGAGGAGCAUCCAAUGAACCACCAACAGUAAGCAGAGCCUAUUCUCCACCACCGCCCUCAGCUCAAUUUGUCAAGGCAUCUGCUCGACCCCAUGCACCUCUUAUGGGGGCAUCUGCUCCACCCCCAGUGCCUCCUCUCAGGGCAUCUACUCCACCCCAGCGCCUCCUCUCAAGGCAUUUACUCCACGCCCAGCGCCUCCUCUCAAGGCAUCUACGCCACGCCUAGCACCUCCUCUUACGGCAUCUACUCCACCAACACCAGCACCUUCGGUUACAUCGAAGAAGAAAUUAAAGUGCAACCUGCACGUGGAAGAUCGCUCCAUGAAUAAGCCACCCCUAGUUGCAACUGGGCACGUAGUAAUACAACCAAAACUUGAGAAGUUGAGAGUAGAUGGAAAAGAGUACGAUGACACCUAUUCUUGUGUUUUCAUCGAGAAAAUUAUUAAACAUAAUGCUCUACUCCCACAGCCGCUUGAACAACAAGGCUUUCGCAUAGUGGGAGAGGCAAUUGGGUGCUAUGUUGCUUGGCCAAGGGCAUAUAUAGUGUUAGAAAAAUCUAAUCAAGAAACGAUAAUCAUUGUUCGUGGUUUAGAGUUAUUUGAUUUACCAAUUAAUAUUGCUAAAUCUAACUUUGGAAUGUUUUUUUUUUGUUCUAGGUGAGACCAGCAAAAAAGGCACGCACAGAUAACCCUCUAGGUCCACCGACUCAAGAUCUUAAACAUCCUUUGAGGCCAUCAAAACUCUCAGUGACUCGUUACCCUAAGCCUGGUCUUACAACAACACUAAAAAAGCUUACAACAAUGGUGAUGGGAUGGCCAGACAUGUAUGCACCACAAAUUAAAAUUGCAGAUGAUGUGUUCAGAGUUGAAAAUGAUAGUACUUGGAUAAUGAAGGAGGACAUCCUUGAUUUUUGCGACUUGGAUAAGAUUGGGGCUACAGUUAUGUCUCUCUGGUGCAGCUAUUGGGAGACCCGGUUUCUCAAUCAUUCUGGACUAAACAAGGUUUAUGCAUUUCUUAACCCAUCUUGGGUAGGCAACAAAGCUGGGUCAUAUGCAAAACGUGUGACCAAUUUAUCUUAACGGUUGAGUGACAUAGACCCUAAUCAGUUUCUAGUUAGUCCGUGGAUUGAUAGCAAGCACUGGAUGGUUAUUCUUAUCCAGCCGUCCUCACAGAGGGUGGCAUUUUUGGAUCCACUCAAUGGUCUAAUGCCUGGAGACAUCGAGAAAGUUGUCAAAGAAGCAUUGAUGAAAUACAACCUUCAGAAUAGUAAAAAGGCAAAUAGUAGACCGAAUAUCACUUACCACAAGUGUCGGCUUCAGCCCGAUAUUGUUCAAUGUGGAUAUUACUGCAUGAAGUUUAUUCAAGAGCUUAUGACUGUGCCAAAUCCAACACGUCACUUGGCCACUAAGUAUAACAUUGAUACCCCGUACACACCUGACGAAAUCAAUAUACUUCGGGAUGAAUGGGCGGAAUUCCUUCAACUCGAGCUCACUAAACCAACGCAACAUUGAAGCUUUGGAACUUUUUUGUGUAGGACAUACUUUUGUUAUUGUAAUGAGUUAGUAUAAACAUAGUACUUUGUUAUACUAACUGAUUUAAGUAUAAGUACUUUGUGAAGUUAAAAUUUUUAUGGUAUAAGUAUUUUAUUAUUUAA